GAAGGUGGGAACAACUGAUACUUCCCUUGUCGUAGUAGCAAGAAUGCAAACGCUACUUUUGCCGGCUGCUCGCGCCGGCAUUUUCACGGCGACGACGCCAAUUUCGUCGGCAGCUUCUGCCAACUUACCACCUCAGCUCCCGCGACUUUUGCGCCGGUCGAAUUCGUCGCCCUUGCAUUGUGUCCCCUCGUUCAAACCCUUGCAGUCACUGGCUUCUUCGUCUUCCGCUUCUUUCCCUCUUGGUGCUGUCUAUCCACUUACAAAGCACCCCUUCUACGUAAAUGCUUCUUCUCAGGUUUCUACUGCUUUCACUCCCUCCAAUGAUGAAUCAGAGAAAGCGAAACUUGCUCAGGUUUCUAAGAGACUGGAGAAGACUGCUAGGUAUUUUAAGCGUUUGGGUAGUUUAGGAUUUUGGGGUCAGCUGGUCUGCACCGUGGUGGCUGCUGUAAUAUUGUCCUUUUCUGUUGUCAUUACUGGAAAGAUCACAUCUCCAGUUACUUUUUAUGCCACUGCUGGUGGAAUAGCAGCUGCUUUUGUUUCUGUGUUCUGGUCAUUUGGAUAUCUUCGGCUAUCUGAAAAGCUUCAAAAAACUUCCAAUGAGCCUACCAAGGCCCCCCCUCGGGCUGAUGUGGUAAAGAGCUUGAAGAAUGGUAUAGGACUGAACAUUUUGGGAAUGGGUGCUACCAUUCUUGGCAUGCAAGCCACUGUUGGAUUGUUGGUUGCCAAGGCUCUGACUUCCUCAGCCAACCCAUAUUAUCAGGGAAUCUCUCCUGGAUACAGCCCGGUUCUUGCAUUGGAUGUAUUUUUGGUGCAGGCUUCAGCAAACACAAUUCUCUCUCAUUUCCUUGGGCUUGUUUUCUCACUUGAGUUGUUGCGAUCAGUCACCUUGCCUCCUUCAGAAGCUACUUCAAUCCCCAAGCUUGCAUAAGGCAUGAUUGAAGACGAGUAUGAUGUAAUUACAAUUAAAGAUGUAUACUCCUCAUUUGCAGUGGUUAUUUUCGUGAUGAAUUUUGUAACCAUUUUAAAUCUCGCGCAUUAUGUGAUCCUCUUACAAAGCUUUUGGCAUAAUGUAUUUCUGAGUAGAAAAGGACCAGCGGGAUGUUGUCUAAUAAGCAUGAUAUCAUGUGAAAAUUUGAGAACAACUGUCCCAACCUAAAUCACGACGGCAGGAGUUUGCUGUGCAGUCCAUAACUUGUAAGUUUUUUAAGUUCCAACAUGAUGGUAGCUUCUCACGGAGAAGCGGUGCAAGAACAUUACGCAGAAAGCGUAUGUAUAUCAUUCAAUAUUUGAUUUCAUUUCUGGAUCGGUUGUUUGGUUGUCUAA
Molecule: messenger RNA, 1323 nt
Organism: Neltuma alba
Lineage: Eukaryota; Viridiplantae; Streptophyta; Magnoliopsida; Fabales; Fabaceae
Product: protein TIC 21, chloroplastic
Exons: 4
Coding region: 44-928 (294 amino acids)
Source: RefSeq, a predicted model, not a curated record